Molecule: messenger RNA, 324 nt
Organism: Symbiodinium pilosum
Lineage: Eukaryota; Dinophyceae; Suessiales; Symbiodiniaceae
Source: the annotation of a GenBank genome assembly
AUGGACUUCUACCCCGAGCUUCUUGCGUUGCUGGAGUUCUUGGAUGUGGGAGGCCAGGCAUUGUUUGCAGGCAAGCGAUUCUACUUCGGCUGCGGUGGUGGGACGGCUUCCUUUGCGACAGCUUCCAAGGAAGCAGGUUUCAACGUGACGGUUUCCAAAGUAAUUGAAGAUGGGCGUUCCAACAUCCGUGAGAUUCUCCUCAUCUCGAAGCCUGCUGAAACACAGACGCCUCCGGCCAAACGUCACAAGACUGAGACCGAAGACACUGCUUUGAAGCAGGAUGGCACUGACUGUGGACGAGAAGUAGCUGACAGCUGCGGCUAG